Molecule: messenger RNA, 1033 nt
Organism: Chrysoperla carnea
Lineage: Eukaryota; Metazoa; Arthropoda; Insecta; Neuroptera; Chrysopidae
Product: NIF3-like protein 1
Exons: 3
Coding region: 88-984 (298 amino acids)
Cellular component (GO): cytoplasm; mitochondrion
Source: RefSeq, a predicted model, not a curated record
GUUAAUUUAUCCAACUAAAAUGAACUAAUAUUUAGAAUAUUUGUUUAAAUAAGUACCAUAUAACACAAAUUUUAAUUAUUUAUUACUAUGAUAGUUAAUUCUAUACGUAUUAGCAAUUAUAUUAAAACUACAACAUUAAAGUCAUUUUAUCCUCUGUUAAGUAAAAAUCUUAGCAACAUGGGAGAUAGAAAAGGUUUACCUCUGGAAAUGGUCCUUAAAAAACUAGAUGAUUUUGCUCCACAAACCUUAGCCGAAUCGUGGGAUAAUGUUGGACUUUUAAUUGAACCAUCAUCUGUUCAGAUUUCAACUAUUUUACUUACAAAUGAUCUAACUGAAAAUGUAAUGGAAGAAGCUUUGGAAGUUAAGGCUAAUUUGAUAAUUUCUUAUCAUCCACCAAUUUUUAGAGCUCUCAAAUCAAUCACAAACAGUAAUUGGAAAGGUCGUAUAGUAUCAGCCUGCUUGGAAAAUCGUAUAGCAUUAUAUUCUCCGCAUACGUGUUGGGAUAGUGUUCAAAAUGGUUUGGGCGAAUGGCUAGCGCAUUGUUUACCUGUUAAAACAUGCAUACCAAUACAGGCUGGUACCGUACCAAAUACAGGCAUGGGGCGUAUAUGCGAGUUAGCCAAUGAAAUGACCCUUAAAGAAGCUGUGGAAAAAGUGAAAUGUCAUGUUGGAGUACCUUAUCUACGUCUAGCAAUAGCCAGAGGAAAAUCUUUAGAAAGUAAAAUAAAUACAUUGGCUGUAUGCCCUGGAAGUGGUGCAUCUAUUUUGGCUGGAGUUAAAGCAGAUUUAUAUGUAACCGGCGAGAUGCUUCAUCAUGAUAUUCUUGAUGCAACUCAUAUAGGAUCACAUGUUAUAAUGUGUAAUCAUAGCGAUUCUGAAAGAGGAUAUUUAAAACAUUUUGCACAAAAAUUACAAAGCUGGUUUGCCACAGAAGUGAAGGUUGUCGUAUCUUCUCGUGAUGAAGAUCCUAUAACAACUAUCUAAACUUUAUUUGUAUAAUUGAACAACAUUUAUAUUGAAUUAUUUUUAUUAA